CCAGUGUGCAGUGUGUGCAACACAAACAACACUACUGCUGCUCGUAUAAAAAGCCACCUCUUUGUUGAAGACACACCGGCGACCCGAUUCGUCUCUUUUUUUACCGGCAUCGGCUUCGAAACCUUAAAACUCUCGACCGCGAGUAACCCGCACAAUCAUGAGCAACGGAAAGCAUCUCGCAAAAGGUUCCAGCCCACCAUCUCUCCCGGACGAUGGUAAGCUGCGCCUGUACUCGAUGCGCUUCUGCCCGUACGCCCAGCGCGUCCACCUGAUGCUGGACGCGAAGAAGAUCCCGUACCACGCGAUCUACAUCAACCUGUCCGAGAAGCCGGAAUGGUACCUGGAGAAGAACCCGCUCGGCAAGGUGCCGGCACUGGAGAUUCCCGGCAAGGAGGGCGCCACCCUGUACGAGUCGCUCGUCCUGUCCGACUACAUCGAGGAAGCGUACUCGGCCCAGCAGCGCAAGCUGUACCCGGCCGACCCGUUCAGCAAGGCGCAGGACCGCAUCCUGAUCGAGCGGUUCGCCGGCUCGGUCAUUGGGCCGUACUAUCGCAUCCUGUUCGCGGCCGACGGCAUCCCGCCCGGUGCCAUCACCGAGUUCGGCGCGGGGCUGGACAUUUUCGAGAAGGAGCUGAAGGCGCGGGGCACCCCGUACUUCGGGGGCGAUAAGCCGGGCAUGAUCGACUACAUGAUCUGGCCGUGGUGCGAGCGGGUCGAUCUGCUCAAGUUUGCGCUCGGCGAUAAGUACGAGCUGGACAAGGAGCGGUUCGGUAAACUGCUGCAGUGGCGAGAGCUGAUGGAAAAGGACGAUGCCGUAAAGCAGUCGUUCAUUUCGACGGAGGACCACACGAAGUUCCUGCAGAGCCGCAAGAACGGUGAAAACAACUACGAUAUCUUGGCAAAUGACGCCAAAAGGCCACGGUUGGAAUAAGAAAAAAAGGAUGUAUCGUUUAUCACAAUUCUCUCUGCGACUGAAAAUAACUAUCAAGAUAAUUGUGUGAUGGAAUAAGCAUUGUUAAACGCGUGAAAAAGCUAUUCGUUUGCCGCAACUGCCCUUUGCCCAUGCUGUGAGUUAAUCGCGUUAACGGUUCGUUUGAAAAAGAUAAACAUUGCAACUGACAGCACCCGCAGAUGACAGUAGCACAGCUGUGCCAGCAGCUUGCUGGCAGUUAUUUUGAAUGUGUAUAUGUGUGUGUGUGUUCAGCAUUUUCUUUGUUUUGAUACGUAACCGGUAAAAUGAUAAACAAAGGCCUUCGGAUGGGUUUAGAAGAGAAAAAAAAUCGAAUCUCAACGAUCCAUGUAAUGCACGUCAUUUCGUAACUCGUCGAAAUUAGAAUAUUAUUACAUUGCAUUGUUUCUUUCUAAAAAUAAAAUAUUUCAACCUUUUUUUUUGUUUCUCUUCAAUAUCGCAAUGAAAAAAGGAUUAAAAGAAAACUAUAUUUGGGGAAUUUCUUUUUCCG
This is a messenger RNA of Anopheles merus, 1460 nucleotides long. RefSeq names its product pyrimidodiazepine synthase-like. Gene Ontology annotation, molecular function: glutathione dehydrogenase (ascorbate) activity; glutathione transferase activity. The record is from RefSeq and is a predicted model, not a curated record. The transcript is spliced from 4 exons. Lineage: Eukaryota; Metazoa; Arthropoda; Insecta; Diptera; Culicidae. Gene Ontology annotation, cellular component: cytoplasm. Gene Ontology annotation, biological process: glutathione metabolic process. The coding region runs from base 158 to 931 and encodes 257 amino acids.